AUGCAUGCCAUCUACUGCAAGUCCGGCCUUGGCAACGAAACCUACUCCCCUUCCUUCUUCUUCCAGACCAACUACGACGACAAGUUCCACCAUGCCAUCCUUAAGGCCGAGCAGGGCAUGUUCUCUACCGUCGCCUCCCUCCUCACCAAGACCGUCGUCCACCCCUCCCGCAUCACCGUCCUCAUCGUCGCCUGUAGUAUGUUCGCCCCCUCCCUCUCCCACUCCUCCCUCAUCGUCCACUGCUUCCUUCUACCCCCCUCCGUCAAGACCUUCGCCUCCUCGAUAUGGGCUGCAGCCUCGGCACCAUGUCCAUCAAUCUCACCUUCAGGAUCAAGUAUGGAUGGAAUACUCUUACCCCAGUGGCCGUGCUAUCCGAUCCAUGAUUCGGUCGGUUUAUCAUGGGUCGAUCGGUUCACCGAGUCUUCACAAUUUUUUACGAGCUGA
Elaeis guineensis (African oil palm) is the source of this 444-nucleotide messenger RNA. NCBI's taxonomy places the organism in Eukaryota, Viridiplantae, Streptophyta, Magnoliopsida, Arecales, Arecaceae. The record is from RefSeq and is a predicted model, not a curated record.